Loa loa (African eye worm) is the source of this 426-nucleotide messenger RNA. RefSeq lists its product as hypothetical. The transcript has 2 exons. NCBI's taxonomy places the organism in Eukaryota, Metazoa, Nematoda, Chromadorea, Rhabditida, Onchocercidae. The coding region runs from base 1 to 426 and encodes 141 amino acids. The record is from RefSeq and is a predicted model, not a curated record.
AUGGAAAACAAAUGUAUAAAGAUAUAUUAUCGAUCUUUAACUGUAAAAGGAAUCUCAGCACCAAAAGUUACACAUUUAACAUCACCAUCAAGUAAAUAUACAUCACCUACAACAACCAUUCCUCAAAAUUCACCAAUUCCUGAUGAAGUAUUACAAUCAAAACAAUUUUCAUCCAGUUUGGAUUCCGGACAACAACCUGAAAUCACCACAACGGUAACAACUUCAAAUACAUCAGUAACAGGAAAUGCUUCAUCAACAUUUUCCACAACCAAAACAACCAAAAGUAUUGUUCCAUCUCAAAGUCCAACAGUUGGUGUUGUAAGUCCAAUGAUGAAUCAUCGAGUUAUCAAAUUGCCACAAACAUCCAACAGUGGUAUUGCUGGUAUGCUUACUAAUCAAAUUUUAAUUUCCGAAAAUAUUAAUUAA